Molecule: messenger RNA, 3688 nt
Organism: Linum tenue
Lineage: Eukaryota; Viridiplantae; Streptophyta; Magnoliopsida; Malpighiales; Linaceae
Source: the annotation of a GenBank genome assembly
AUGGCGGAUGGUCUCAAGAAAUCUCAUCGGAAGCAUCCGGUGAGUCUCAACGACAGUCACUACCGUCUCCUCCAAGACCUUUCCGCUCCUCCGAAGCAAAUCUCUUCCUCCUCGGCUAUACCAGUUCCAGACGAACUGCAAGCGACGAAGAAAAUGGAAGGACGACGUCGUCUCGUCAAACCGCAAACGGAGGAUAGCGGACGUAUCCCGCUGUUCUCCGGCGUUACCGAUUUCGAUUCUUCUCCAGUUUCCGGUUUCCAUGACGCUAACGAGCAGCUGCCGGCGAAUAACGAUCGCGACGAUGAUAAUAUCCCUUCGUUCUCUGGCAUUGCUGAUUUUGAUUCUCCUGCUGUUUCUGAAAAAGAAAAGCAGAACAAGGUUAAGAUUGAAGGUCGGAGGAGAUUGUGCAAAGUUUCCCAGCAGGAGAAGGAAAAUGUUGAAAAUGAAGCAGAGGUGGAUGAUCAACCUUCAUUUGCUGGGAUUACAGAUUUUGAUUCACCGCUACCGUCUCGAAGUAAGGAUGAAAAUGGUGGUGAUCUCGAUGGUGGCAGUGAUAUCAGGGAUAUUCUGAACAACCUGAGCUCAAGGCUUGAUCUACUGUCAAUCGAAAAACCAAAGGAACCAGGAAGAUUUGGCAGCUUGGCCCAUAUGAGACCUGAGUCAUCUCAUUAUGGAGCAUCUGAAGUAUCAAAGGUUACUUUGGAUGAAGGUAAGGAGGAAAGUGGUUUGUUCAACUGGCGUGGAGAUGAUCAUUCUGUUAAAAAGGUAGAUGAGACCAAGGAAACUCAAAUGAUUCAAAAGAAGACUUAUGCUGGUAGGACUGAGAAGACUUUCGAGUUUGAAGAUGAAGAGGAAAGUGAUCGCAUGGUUCAGCCUUUUAAGUUUGCAGCUAAGGCUCAGAACAGCAAGAAGAGUAGUCAUCCCGUGUCAAAAAAUGAUACCGCAGCUGGGAAUGAAAGAUUGCGGUACGCAGGACGCUCUUUCAUGGGUAAUCUUAGGGAAGAAGAAGAGGAUGAUGAAGAUGACUGUGUAGUUCUGAAUACUAAAAAGGCGCCCGAAGAAUUCCGGAGACAUGAUAAUCGAGUGAAGCCAUCCAAUUACUCUAUAUUGACUGAUCUAGUCGACGAUAAGUCUGGUGAAAGUGCUCCGGAAGAUGAAGGAGCCAUUGUUUUGAAUGGCCCACGUUCUACAUACAGACUAUCUGGAAAACUCUCGCGUAUGUUAUAUCCACAUCAGCGUGAAGGAUUAAGGUGGUUGUGGUCAUUGCAUUGCCAGGGUAAAGGUGGAAUUCUGGGAGAUGACAUGGGAUUAGGAAAAACAAUGCAGAUAUGUGGCUUUCUUGCUGGACUUUUUCAUUCAAGACUGAUCAAACGAGCAAUGGUAGUUGCUCCUAAGACACUGCUUGAUCAUUGGAUCAAAGAACUGUCUAUUGUCGGCCUCUCAAAAGAGACUAGAGAAUACUAUGGGACAUCUACAAGAGCUCGUGAAUAUGACUUGCAACAUGUGCUUCAGGACAAGGGUAUUCUUCUCACAACGUACGAUAUUGUUCGCAACAACUCGAAGGCAUUGCAAGGGAGAGGUUUAUUGGUUGAUGAUGAAAGUGAGGAUGGAUACUUGUGGGACUAUAUGAUCCUCGACGAGGGUCAUUUGAUUAAAAAUCCUAGUACCCAGAGGGCAAAAAGUUUGCUUGAGAUACCGAGUGCUCAACGUAUAGUCAUUAGUGGCACACCUAUUCAAAACAAUCUCAAGGAACUGUGGGCUCUAUUCCACUUCUGCUGCCCUGAUCUACUUGGCGACAAGAAAUGGUUUAAGGAAAAAUAUGAGGAUGCUAUACUUCGUGGCAAUGACAAGAAUGCUUCUGACCGGGAGAAGCAUAUUGGUUCGAAAGUUGCUAAGGAACUUAGGGAACGGAUUCAACCUUAUUUCUUGCGCCGCUUAAAGAGCGAAGUCUUCAAGGGAGACGACAAUGAAACUGCUAAACUCUCCAAGAAAAAUGAGAUCAUUGUGUGGCUAAAGUUGACUAAUUGUCAGCGGCAACUUUAUGAAGCAUUUUUGAAGAGUGAAAUUGUCCUUUCAGCUUUUGAUGGGUCUCCAUUAGCUGCUUUGACGAUUCUGAAGAAAAUAUGUGAUCAUCCCCUUCUCUUGACAAAGCGUGCCGCUGAGGAUGUGUUGGAAGGAAUGGAGGGGGUGCUAAACCCUGAAGAUGCUGGCUUAGCUGAAAGAUUGGCAAUGCAUGUGGCGGAUAUUGCAGAGAGGAAUGAGUUUCAAGAGGAACAUGACAAUAUUUCGUGCAAGAUAUCUUUCAUCAUGUCAUUAUUGGAUGAUCUCAUUGCUAAGGGUCACCGCGUGCUCAUCUUUUCCCAGACACGGAAAAUGCUAAAUCUUAUCCAGGAUUCCAUAGCCUCCGGUGGUUACACCUACUUGAGGAUUGAUGGCACCACAAAGUCUACUGAUAGAGUGAAGAUUGUGAAUGACUUUCAAGAAGGAAUUGGAGCUCCUAUAUUCCUCCUAACAUCUCAAGUUGGAGGUCUUGGUCUCACUCUGACUAAAGCGGAUCGUGUUAUUGUUGCAGAUCCUGCUUGGAAUCCAAGCACGGACAAUCAAAGUGUUGAUCGAGCAUAUAGAAUUGGUCAGACUAAGGAUGUCAUUGUUUACCGACUAAUGACUUGUGGGACUGUUGAGGAGAAGAUAUACAGAAAGCAGAUUUACAAGGGUGGCCUAUUCAAAACAGCAACCGAGCAAAAAGAGCAAAUUCGCUACUUCUGUCAGCAGGAUCUUCGAGAGCUGUUCAGCCUACCGAAGCAUGGAUUUGACGUCUCCCUCACACAGCAACAGUUGCAUGAAGAACAUGACAAGCAACACAUAAUGGAUGAAGCUCUGGAAGCCCACAUAAAGUUCUUGGAGACAAAGGGCAUAGCAGGAGUUAGCCACCACAGCUUGCUUUUCUCCAAGGCAGCACCUCCUGUACAAGUUCCAGAUGACGACGAUAGAGAUGCAAGGGUGAGAGCUGCUGUGUACAUGGGGGAUCCGUCGAGGAUGGUUUCACAAGAACGAGGUGUUGAUGGGGCUGCCUAUGCCAUCAGACCACAGGAUGUAAACAAACACGUGAAAAGCUCUUCCCCGGAUAGUUUGGGGAAGCUGACGGAGUCUGAUAUCAAAGCCCGGAUCAAUAGACUCUCUGUAUUGCUUGGAAAUCGGAAUAUGGUGUCUGGUCUGCCUGAUAAAGGGGAGAAGCUUCGGAAGCAGAUAUGGGAGUUGAACAAGGAACUCGAUAAGGUGCGGAUGGAGAAACAAGCCGAGAAACUCGAAGAGGUCAUCGACUUGGAUGACUUAACUGAAGGGCUUCAGAGGUCUUCAAUCUCUAAAAAGGGCAACUUCUUUAGCUAAUAAUAUAUUUUAGCGGGUAGGAAAUUCCUUCUCCCUCGCCCUCCCUGUUACCCUUGAUGUUUGCACCAGCUUAGUGCAAAUAGCACUUCUUCCCAUCUGUUUUGAAAAAUUGGAGGAACAGUAUUUUGAAUUAUGAACCUGCAUUAUGUACUACCAUCAACUUCCGUUGAAUCAUCCAAUGUCAAAUCUCCGAUAACCUCUGCCACCAAAAUAGCAAGGGUGGCUUUGCCGUCAUUGAUUGCCUUGGCCUCGUCCCACCAUUGUCUAGCCAUGCUUGGUUGUUGCGAUGCCAAACAUCGUC